AUGAGUUCAAUUUCAUCUAACUGCCGCUGUGGCCCAGGCUUGGGUAGAGAGAGAGAGAGAGAGAGAGAGAGAGAGAGAGAGAGCUGCACGACGGGAGAAAAAAUAAUCCUCCCCACCUCAUCCGAAAAGACCUAG
Messenger RNA from Spirodela intermedia, 135 nucleotides. The record is from the annotation of a GenBank genome assembly. NCBI's taxonomy places the organism in Eukaryota, Viridiplantae, Streptophyta, Magnoliopsida, Alismatales, Araceae.